AAUAAUUGUUACAUUGUUACAUUCCUGUUACAUUGUUUAUAUAUUUCGAAAUUCCUUUUGCAAAUACGAGUAUGGCGCGUGAUAAUAGGCACAUGAAUUAUGUACGCAAUAAAUAUCUCUCACCGACCAUUCGCUAUGUGAAGGAGGCCACCGCGCAGUCGCAGCCCUUCAGUGGCCCCUUUGCGCUGUAUUUGAACACCUUUUUGGGUGCCACAAAUGCCGAGUUCUUUACGUAUCCCAUGGAUGUGACCAAGACGCGUCUGCAUUUGCAGGGCGAGGCGGCGGAGAAGUCGGCCCAGGGUGGAGUACGACGUGGAAUGCUUGGCACUGCUGUGGGCAUGGCCCGGGAGGAGGGUGUGAGGGGACUGUAUGCUGGUCUAUCCGCCAUGAUCAUCAGGAAUCUGUUCUUCAAUGGUUUGCGUGUGGUGUUCUACGACUGCCUGCGUCAGAGAUUGGCCCAAGUGGAUGCGGCCAGUGGCAAGGAUGUUUUGACAGUGUCCCGUGGCUUUGCUGCCGGUUGUCUGGCUGGGUGUGCCGCCCAGUUUAUAGCCAAUCCACUGGACAUUGUCAAAGUUCGCAUGCAAAUGGAGGGCAGACGGCGGGCUCUUGGAUUUCCGGCACGAGUGAGCAAUGUGCGGCAGGCCCUGGGCGAUGCCUACCAGCAUGGCGGCUUGCGAUCGUUGUGGAAGGGCUGUGGCCCCAGCUGUGCACGCGCCAUGCUAAUGACAGCUGGUGACACAGCCUGCUAUGACCUGAGCAAACGCCAAUUCAUGGCCUGGCUACAAAUGCCCGAUGGGCUGCUCAUUCAGUUUCUAUCCUCCGUGACGGCGGGCUUUGCGGCGAGUGCUUUGAGCACGCCCACGGAUGUGGUCAAGUCGCGCAUUAUGAAUCAACCCACCGAUAAAAUGGGCAAUGGUCUGCACUAUAAGAACGCCUUCGAUUGCUACAUCAAGCUCAUCAGCCAGGAGGGUCCCACGGCCAUGUACAAGGGCUUCAUACCCUGCUGGGUGCGCAUUGGUCCUUGGUCGGUGGUGUUUUGGUUUACAUUUGAGAACCUACGAAAGCUGCAGGGACAAACGGGAUUUUGAGUUUGUACAAAGUCAAGGAAAAUUUUCAGUUUCCGCUUCAAGGGUAGCGAGAUUUAGAGUAGUGUAAGAAUAUAAAUAUAUAUAGAACA
This is a messenger RNA of Drosophila obscura, 1177 nucleotides long. RefSeq names its product mitochondrial uncoupling protein 4C-like. Gene Ontology annotation, biological process: response to cold. The record is from RefSeq and is a predicted model, not a curated record. Lineage: Eukaryota; Metazoa; Arthropoda; Insecta; Diptera; Drosophilidae. Bases 72 to 1088 code for a protein of 338 amino acids. The transcript is spliced from 2 exons.